UACCACACUGCAUGCAGCACAGACUCAGAAGAAACUCCAGAGACUCCAAGAUGCUGGUUGUCUUGUUCACAGCGGCCUUGCUAGCCCUGAACUCUGUUCAGAGCUUCAGUGAAGCAUUCCCCCAUGGUCCUCCUCGUCACCAUGAUUUGGGUCCUAAGCAUGGUCCACCUCAGCUAGGCCCACCACAGCAAGGCAGAUCUCAGCAAGGCCCACCUCAGCAAGGCCCACCCCAAAAAGGCCCACCUCAGCAUGGUGCACCCCAGCAAGGCCCACCCCAACAAGGCCCACCCCCACAAGGCCCACCUCAGCGUGGACCACCCCAGCAAGGCCCACCCCAACGUGGCCCACCCCAGCAAGGCCCACCUCAGCGUGGACCACCCCAGCAAGGCCCACCCCAACGUGGCCCACCCCAGCAAGGCCCACCCCAACAAGGAGGCCAACAACAGAACCAAGGCCCUCAGCAAGGAAACCAGCAAGGCCCACCCCAACAAGGAGAUCAACAGCAGAACCAACACCCUCAGCAAGAAAACCAGCAAGGCCCACCCCAACAAGGAGAUCAACAGCAGAACCAAGGCCCUCAGCAAGGAAACCAGCAAGGCCCACCCCAGCAAGGAGGCCAACAGCAGAACCAAGGCCCUCAGCAAGGAACCCAGCAAGGCUCACCCCAACAGGGAGGCAGACCUCAAGAAUCUUCCCAGGACCAGGAUGCUGAGUAAUCAAAGAUACAUUAUUAGAUAAUGAGUAAGAAAAUACUGGCUUUGGUGGAUUGGGCAACUGGAAUAAUGUGGCCAUAAUCUAUCAUUUUAAUAACAAUAAAAUCAUAAGCAUACCA
Microtus oregoni (creeping vole) is the source of this 832-nucleotide messenger RNA. RefSeq names its product acidic proline-rich protein PRP25-like. The transcript has 3 exons. The coding region runs from base 12 to 716 and encodes 234 amino acids. The record is from RefSeq and is a predicted model, not a curated record. Lineage: Eukaryota; Metazoa; Chordata; Mammalia; Rodentia; Cricetidae.